Nelumbo nucifera (sacred lotus) is the source of this 1311-nucleotide messenger RNA. Its product is annotated as FCS-Like Zinc finger 13-like. Lineage: Eukaryota; Viridiplantae; Streptophyta; Magnoliopsida; Proteales; Nelumbonaceae. The record is from RefSeq and is a predicted model, not a curated record.
UUGAAGCAACCAUGAAGAGAAUUGGAGAGAAACCAACACUCAAUCUCCCAUUUUUCCUCUCUUCGCCGGUUUCUUCGAUCAACAGCGCACAAUCAUGUUGGGCAGGAGGUCCCGGCCGAUGAUCGGGAAGCUCCCAGACCCGUUGGUCUCUGGUCAUGAGAGAAUUAUACCUUCGGAAGUAAUCACAAGCCCAAAAAGCCCGUUAGACCUGAAGAUCCGAUCCCCUAGAGGUUUGAAGAAUUGUGAUCUCGGAGCCGUGGGGUUAGGCAUCGUCGCCGCUCUGGAUAAAUCAAGUAGAAGUGGUUGUGAGAGCGAAUUCCCCGCAAAAUUCGUCGUGGGGAGCUUGAAUUUGAACCGGUCUGAUCCGAUACCGGUGGAUUCCACUAAAAGCUCAGCUGCUAAAUCUAGAGGAGGAUUGGAUAGACCUGCUGACAUGGACGACUGGGAAAGCUAUACCAGUGUAACCCGGCAUGGCCACAACAAAGCCUCCUUCGCAAGACUGUACUGUGAUGGGGCUGUCGAAAAUGGAACUAGUCUAGGCUAUAGUAGAGAUAGAAGAGGUUUUGACAGGAGAUGUAACAACAAGAACAAUCACCACAACCACACCAUGGGUGUUUUCUGCGAGUCACCACCUAGAUGGGGGGAAGAGAUUCCGGCGUUUCCUACGUCAGAUUUCCUCAGUGCGUGUUAUCUCUGUAGGAAAAAGCUUCAUGGCAGAGAUAUUUACAUGUACAGAGGAGAGAAGGCAUUUUGUAGCGCCGAGUGUCGGUACAGACAGAUUGUAAUUGAUGAGUGCAAGGAGAAAUUCGGAUCUGGAAUUUCAAGAUCUGCAGACCUCUCGUGCUCACCCUACUCUUCUGCUAAUGGCCAGCUCUUCUCUACCGGGAUCAUUGCAGCCUAAUCAAAAUAAUCAAAGCGAUGGCAAUAGUAACCUUCAUAAAUACAUAGAUAAAUACACAGGCGGCAAUACCAGUAAAUACAUGAGAGAGAGAGAGAGAGAGAGAGAGAGCGAGGGCGAGCACUGACUAAUCAGUUCAGUACGUUGGACCCAGAAAAAUUCUUCUUCCCAGCUUGUACCUGUAAACUUGAAAUAAUCUGUAAUGAACAAUUUUUAUAACGAUGGAUCAAAGGGGUUUUCGCUACAACCGGACAACCUUUUUUUUCUUUCUAUAUUAAUUGUAGUUUGCUUUUUUGUUGAUAGUUGCUCAGAGUAUGAAAAAGAUUCGAUUACAGAUUAUCAUCAAUUCGAUUUUGAAGGACAGAAACUGUUGUUGUUUUAUCAAUCCGACAAAGCGGACUUUGUUCACCUUA